Trichosurus vulpecula (common brushtail) is the source of this 4412-nucleotide messenger RNA. It is a transcript of the gene PTPN4, whose product is annotated as protein tyrosine phosphatase non-receptor type 4. The transcript has 27 exons. NCBI's taxonomy places the organism in Eukaryota, Metazoa, Chordata, Mammalia, Diprotodontia, Phalangeridae. The record is from RefSeq and is a predicted model, not a curated record. Gene Ontology annotation, biological process: protein dephosphorylation. The coding region runs from base 59 to 2848 and encodes 929 amino acids. Gene Ontology annotation, cellular component: cytoplasmic side of plasma membrane; cytoplasm; cytoskeleton. Gene Ontology annotation, molecular function: cytoskeletal protein binding; protein tyrosine phosphatase activity.
UUCCAUCCCUCCAUCCGAAAGGACGCGACUGAUAUAUGAAGACCCUGUGUGGACAGUAAUGACCGCACGCUUCCGAUUGCCAGCUGGCAGAACUUACAAUGUACGAGCAUCCGAGCUGGCACGAGACAGACAACACACAGAGGUGGUCUGCAAUAUCCUUCUCUUGGAUAACACUGUACAAGCUUUCAAAGUCAAUAAACACGAUCAGGGACAAGUUCUAUUGGAUACAGUCUUCAAACAUCUUGAUUUAACUGAGAGAGAUUAUUUUGGUUUACAAUUGGCUGACGAUUCGACGGACAACCCAAAGUGGCUGGAUCCAAACAAACCAAUAAGGAAGCAGUUAAAAAAUAUACUUCUAUUAAUUUUAGGAGGAUCUCCUUACAGUUUGAAUUUGAGAGUCAAAUUUUUUGUAAGUGAUCCCAACAAGCUACAAGAAGAAUAUACAAGAUACCAGUAUUUUUUGCAAAUUAAACAAGACAUUCUUACUGGAAGAUUGCCCUGUCCUUAUAAUACUGCUGCCCUUUUGGCUUCCUUUGCUAUUCAGUCUGAAUUGGGAGACUACGACCAUUCAGAAAACUUGCCAGGCUACCUCUCUGAUUAUUCUUUCAUCCCUGGUCAGCCUCAAGACUUUGAAAAAGAAAUCGCAAAAUUACAUCAGCAACAUAUAGGCUUAUCUCCUGCAGAAGCAGAAUUCAAUUAUCUCAACACAGCUCGAACCUUAGAACUAUAUGGAGUUGAGUUGCACUACGCAAGGGAUCAAAGUAAUAAUGAAAUUAUGAUUGGCGUAAUGUCAGGAGGAAUACUAAUUUACAAGAACAGGGUACGAAUGAACACCUUUCCAUGGUUGAAGAUUGUAAAAAUUUCAUUUAAAUGCAAGCAGUUUUUUAUUCAACUUAGGAAAGAAUUGCAUGAAUCUAGAGAAACAUUACUGGGAUUCAAUAUGGUGAAUUAUAGAGCAUGUAAGAAUUUGUGGAAAGCAUGUGUAGAACAUCACACAUUUUUCCGUUUGGAUAGACCACUGCCACCUCAGAAGAAUUUUUUUGCACAUUAUUUUACUUUGGGUUCAAAGUUCCGAUAUUGCGGGAGAACAGAAGUCCAGUCUGUACAGUAUGGCAAAGAAAAGGCAAACAAAGACAGAGUGUUUGCAAGAUCCCCCAGUAAACCUUUGGCACGGAAAUUGAUGGAUUGGGAAGUAGUGAGUAGGAAUUCAUUGUCUGAUGAAAGAUUAGAAACACAGAGUUUACCAUCACGCUCUCCACCUGGAACGCCAAAUCAUCGCAACUCUGCAUUUACACAAGAGGGAACCCGACUACGACCAUCUUCGGUUGGACACUUGGUAGACCAUAUAGUCCACACCUCUCCAAGUGAAGUUUUUGUGAAUCAUAGAUCUCCAUCAUCAACACAGGCUAACAGCAUCAUUCUGGAAUCAUCACCAUCUCAAGAAGCUUCUGAAGAUGGACAGCCUCCUGCAUUACCACCUAAACAAUCUAAGAAGAACAGUUGGAACCAGAUUCAUUUCUCACAUUCCCAGCAAGACCUGGACAACCAUAUUAAUGAAUCAUUUGAUAGUUCUUCUUCACCUGAAAAAUCUACACCCAAUGGUGGUAUUCCUCAGGAUAAUCUUGUUCUGAUCAAAAUGAAACCUGAUGAGAAUGGAAGGUUUGGAUUCAACGUAAAGGGCGGAUAUGAUCAGAAGAUGCCUGUGAUAGUUUCUCGUGUAGCUCCAGGAACACCAGCUGACCUCUGUGUCCCUCGAUUGAAUGAAGGGGAUCAAGUUGUGCUAAUUAAUGGCAGAGACAUUGCAGAACAUACCCAUGAUCAAGUUGUCAUGUUUAUCAAAGCUAGCUGUGAGAGACACUCAGGGGAACUUGUGCUCCUGGUUCGACCCAAUGCUGUAUAUGAUGUAGUAGAAGAAAAAUUUGAGAAUGAACCAGACUUCCAGUAUAUCCCUGAGAAAUCACCACUAGAUGGCGUCCAUCAAAAUGAUAACGCCUUGAGGGAAUCGAUGAUUCAGCUCGCCGAGGGUCUUGACAGUGGAACAGUCCUUACACAGUUUGAUCAACUCUAUAGAAAAAAGCCUGGAAUGACAAUGUCUUGUGCCAAAUUACCUCAGAAUAUUUCCAAAAAUAGAUAUAGAGACAUUUCGCCUUAUGAUGCUACACGGGUCAUUUUAAAAGAUAAUGAUGACUACAUAAAUGCAAAUUACAUAAAUAUGGAAAUCCCUUCUUCCAGCAUUAUAAAUCAGUAUAUUGCUUGUCAGGGGCCAUUACCAAACACUUGUACAGAUUUUUGGCAGAUGACUUGGGAGCAAGGUUCCUCCAUGGUUGUAAUGUUGACAACACAAGUGGAACGAGGCCGAGUUAAGUGUCAUCAGUAUUGGCCACAACUCACAGAAAGUUCAUUGUAUGGAAAUUUCCAGGUCACCUGCCAUUCUGAAGAAGGAAAUUCUGCCUAUGUCUUCAGAAACAUGACACUAUGUAACUUAGAGAAAAGUGAGAGUCGUCAACUCACCCAGAUUCAGUACAUAGCCUGGCCUGACCAUGGAGUCCCUGAUGAUUCAAGUGACUUUCUUGAUUUUGUCUGUCAUGUACGAAAUAAGAGAGCUGGCAAAGAAGAACCUGUCAUUGUUCAUUGCAGUGCUGGGAUUGGACGAACAGGGGUUCUUAUCACUAUGGAAACAGCUAUGUGUCUCAUUGAGUGCAAUCAACCGGUUUAUCCACUAGAUAUUGUAAGGACAAUGAGAGAUCAAAGAGCCAUGAUGAUUCAAACACCUAGUCAAUACAGAUUUGUUUGUGAAGCUAUUUUGAAGGUUUAUGAAGAAGGAUUUAUUAAACCUUUAAAGACAUAGUUACAUAAAUAAGAGAGCAAAAGGGCUGGGAUCUUUGUAGAAACAUUCUUGUCCGUUAUAACAGAACUGGCUGUAUCCACCGUGCCACCAUAAUACUACUUACAGACAAUGGCAUCAGAGGACAAUGAAGAAUUGAGAAAAGACUUAGAAAAUUCAGCACUGUUGCACUUUAUGUUGAAACAAAAGUCAGUCUCUCAAACUCUAUAACUCUUAUGUUUGAAGACUUCAUUUCAUUCUUUGCUCCGAACAAAAAGAAAAAAGAUGAAUGAACUUAAAUGGGUUCAGAGUAAUUUAUGAAAUGUCAUGGUAAUGCUCAUCCAGUCCUCUUCUGGUUGAAUUGCUAAAAAAAACAAGGCUUGGAAUUCUUACCAUCCAUGUUACGCACCUGCAUCUUGGAAACAAAAGUAAACAUCAGACAUUAGCCACAGUCUUCUCCAGUGUUUCAUAUAUUUACAGUGUACUGGUUCUUUUUUUUUUUAAGACAUCAGCAAUAUUCUGAAUAUUAGCCAAUACACUGCCUAUUGAUGUGGCACAUUUUACCCAACACUCCCUGGAAAUAAAUCUGCUGGUUAUUAGAAGAUAAAUGGAAUUUUCUUUUGUUAGGAAGAUGCCCAUUUGCCAGCAUCUUAUAAAAAGUAUAAAUAUGAACCUACAGAAAGCUUUGCAACGGAUAACAUGGCAGUCUCAGUCCAUAGAAUUGGUUUGUUUCAAGUCAUGUAACUUCUCAUACAUAAUGUAAAUGAAUGCAUGCAUUAUGUCUUAACCCCUUAAGUGCCUUGAGACUUCCCAAAUGGCUAAUGAAAAGGCACUCAUACAACCCUGUGGGGAAGGUAUGUAUAGUGUACAUUCUCACCUUUUUAUGCAUUUUGAAUGGGUCCCAUUUUCUAAUGGCAUCUAGUAUUGGAAGUAUAUAGUGAUAUAAGGGGUCGAGAAAAUGCCAUCCAUUCCUUUUUACUCAAUGCUUGUUUGUUCUUGUGAAAAACAAAGCUAUUUUGCUUACUGAGUAAAUAAGCAGUCUGCUGCUGUGAAAUUAUUUUAAAAUGUGGCACAUUCCUUUUGGGGGAGGGGUUUUCAUUUCAAUGAGAGCUACUAGCUUCUUCAGAUUGGAUGUUUGAUUUUAUCCCUGCUCUGUCUUCUGAUGGAAUACACUGAUACCACAGACAUAAAUUUGUAACAAUGACUUAGGAAUUUUUUUUUCUUCCCAUCCCCUACAAAAAUGUACUUUUCAAAACUCAUUUUGACUGAUGUCACUUUAUGUCCAUAUUGCUCUGUUUGGUUUGGUGUCUUUUAAGUAAGCAAUGAAGCACUGUUGGUGUUUUUAGAUUUUAUUGCCCCUGUUUGCAUGUGCUACUUACUUAAAUUAUAUACCUAUCAGGAGGAAGAGUUUUAUCUCUCUAUCUGAUAUAGUAUCAGAGUUCAUUUUGGUUGUGUAUAUGUUUAUUUCCUUUUUUGUAGCCUGUGGGAAGAAAGAAUUUUUAAAAUUGUCCAGUUUGAUAUAAAUAGGGAUUUACUCACCUAUUUUGAAUGUGAGAUGAAAAGAUGAUUUUAUAUAUAUAUAUGUAUA